GAAACACAGACAGAGAUGACAGAAAGUGACAGAGGUGAGUUGGAAGAGAAUUGAGAAAAGAGAGGGAGAAAGAGGGAGAGGGAGGAAGAGAGCAAGAGCAACGUAAUCUGCCACAGACCACACGCACGCAAACACGCACACAGAUAUCAGGAAGUAAUCUGUUCCGUGCUGACUGUGCAGGGUGCUGUCUUGUCUGUAAGCAGAAGAGUGUGUACCGUACGUCAGUGUGUGUGUCUGCCGACAACAGGCUGCAAGUAUGACCCUCUCACCUGAAAUCUAAGGAUCUCUCACCCCACUGGACAGACACAUGGACACACAGCUACACGGACCUACACCAUGGGCUCAAGAUUAAACACAGGAAGCAGGUUUGCACAGUUGCCGGCGGUAACACUGUUGCCGACAAUGUGAUGGUACUAGUAGCCGUAUUCAAAGAAGAAUCAAGGCCUGUAUUCUUCCACUACUUAUUCUCGGUUGACCUGAACACGUUCUCCUUCCGCAGAGAAAACCCUGACAGGACCUUCUACUGGUUCUUUGAAGCAUCUUGUCCAAUCGCAAAUGACAAAGAUGAACGUGGUACCUUCAGGCGUUUGGAAAUAGCUGAGUUUGAAGAUCCUGGCGUGUUGUUUCAGUUUCCUGAAGACUUCAGUGAUGAGGAAUCCCUCCAGACUCUACCAAGGUUCUGCUUUCCCUAUGACAUAGAGAGAGUGAGAGAUGUGGUAGCAGUGCAACACUUCACCUUUGUGUUGACUGACUUGGAGGGAUGCCAACGCUUCGGCUUCUGUCGCCUCACCAGCAGCUCACACACCUGCCUCUGUAUGCUUAGCUACCUACCUUGGUUUGAAGUGUUUUACAAACUUCUGAACAACCUGGCUGACUAUCUGACCAAGGGACAGACCAAUGAGAUGCGAGAACUGCUGGGCGCCCUCUACACACAUCCCCUGCCAUUGGCUGUCGGCUCUGUCACUCUGCAGCUGGGAGAGAAGCUAUUGGUCAGGACAGAGAUGCCCCGCCCUCCUGGACAUGCCCCCCUCACUCCGGGGAAGGGGCAGGAAGGGGUCCCGUACUUCAUCGCUCCAGACCCCAGAGGACUCCCUUCCAUCCCUGAGAGUAGGAACCUGACAGAGUUGGUGGUAGCGGUAGAUGUGUCUAACCUCCUCCAGCUCUAUGCCAGCAUGUUGUUUGAGAGACGCAUCCUCAUCCUCUCCAGCAAACUCAGCACAUUGACAGCGUGUGUUCAUGCCCUCAGUGCUGUGCUCUACCCCAUGUACUGGCAACACAUCUUCAUACCUGUCCUGCCCCCACACCUACUGGACUACUGCUGUGCUCCGAUGCCCUUCCUCAUAGGAGUCCACUCCAGUCUGACAGAGGUACAGUAACUACAGCGUCUCCAUGGUUUCCAUAAGGUUCUAAUGGUGUUUCAUCC
Messenger RNA from Oncorhynchus gorbuscha (pink salmon), 1423 nucleotides. RefSeq names its product DENN domain-containing protein 1B-like. Gene Ontology annotation, cellular component: intracellular membrane-bounded organelle; cytosol. The record is from RefSeq and is a predicted model, not a curated record. The transcript is spliced from 14 exons. Bases 408 to 1376 code for a protein of 322 amino acids. Gene Ontology annotation, molecular function: guanyl-nucleotide exchange factor activity; phosphatidylinositol phosphate binding. NCBI's taxonomy places the organism in Eukaryota, Metazoa, Chordata, Actinopteri, Salmoniformes, Salmonidae. Gene Ontology annotation, biological process: endocytosis; endocytic recycling.